Gryllus bimaculatus (two-spotted cricket) is the source of this 1096-nucleotide messenger RNA. Lineage: Eukaryota; Metazoa; Arthropoda; Insecta; Orthoptera; Gryllidae. The record is from the annotation of a GenBank genome assembly.
UUCACAAAGAACCUGGCGGAGCACAUCGUGGACCACUACUCGGACCGCCUGCCCGUGGGCAUCUUGCGACCGUCAGUGGUGGUCGCUACCGCCUGUGACCCGUUCCCCGGUUGGGUCGACAACUUCAACGGCCCCAUGGGUUUGCUGGUGGGUGCUGGGAAGGGCGUGGUGCACACGAUCUACAACCACCCGGACAACUACAUCGACUAUGUACCCUGUGACGUCGUCGUCAAGGGAAUUGUCAUGUGCAGCUGCGAGAUCGCUAGGAAGGGGCUGGGCCCGCCGCUCGUGUACAACGCCGCGCAGGCGGGGAUGCAUCACAUCACGCAGAAACGCAUCAUGGAUUUCGGGAUCGUGGGCUGUGCCUUGCUGCCCUUCUCAGAUAUUCUGUACUACCCGUGCGGAGUUAUUACCAGCAACUACCUGUUCUUCCUAAUGCUGUUCUUCUUCUUCCACCUGGUGCCAGCGGUGAUCGUCGACGCUCUGCUCUCCGCCACCGGCCGCAAACCCAUGUUGGUACGCCUGCAGCGCCGAAUCUACUCGGCCAUGAUUGCGCUUUCGUGGUUCCUCCUACGAAACUGGGACUUCUCGAACAAACGAUUCCUGGGUCUGGAGAAGAGGCUGCGGCCAGAGGACCGUGAGGGAUUCUCCUACCAAUUGGAGAACAUCGUACCUGAGCUCUUCUUCAGGGACGCGCUGCGCGGCACACGCCGCUACCUCAUGAAGGAACCCGACAGCAAUCUCCCGCAAGCCAUUCGCGCUUAUAAGAGAUCAACUCACCGCCAGGCCUCUGCAACGGAGAGUUUCAAAGCCAAUAUGGAAGCGAGAGAAGGCGAACUUGAAACGUUUAAUUCAUCUGAUCCUGAAGAAACUGUUUUAUGCCACGAUUAUCUGGAUUAUUUUAUCCACGCUCUACUUUCUGUUGUUUGCGGUAUGGUGCAGGUGAUUCGAAAAAGAAAAUCAACUUCAUCACAAAGCCACAAUUUAAACUGGAAUGCCCUUAUCUUGUUUCUUUAAAAAUAUAAUUUUCCCAGAAGAACUUACCAAAAAUAGUGAAUAUGCAUUUUUGUGCGAUAGUUUGUAAUCUACACCCGUG